UCUUCUGCGUUAUACCAGCGAUAACCUUACACAAUUUCAUGAUUUCUACGGUGCUGGGUUUGCUGCAUUUUCCUCUUUGCUUUCCGAGUUGCGGGUGUAUGGUUUGUGAAGUAAAACUUAAAAGUCCGUUUGCCACAAAAACUUUUGGAACAAGCGAUUGUCGACAUAAUAAAGGAACAAUUUGCGGCUGGUUUAAAACUCUUCUUUUUGUGAGGCUUUAUCGUUCAAGAAUAUUUUUAUAUGAGAGAUACGUGUAAAUAAUUUAGAAAAAAUCAAAAUCGUAUUAAGGGCGUGAACUAAAAUGGAAAAGUACGUUUUUGAUGACGACAUAAGAGCUUUAAAUUAGCCGGUUGAAGAUGACGAUGCAAGUCAACUGCCUGUCUUUUAGACAGCCCUACGCAGGCUUCAUACUGAACGGAAUUAAAACGAUUGAGACACGAUGGAGACCCCUGCUGUCUGAACUGAAAAACUGCACACUGGCUAUUCACGUUGCCCAGAGGGAUUGGGAAGGGUCCGAGUGGAGAGAAUUACUAACGGACGCUCUGAGCAUAAAUCCGGCUCAAGUGGAGGAACUUCUUGACGCUGGUGAAAGAUUUGGACGAGGAGUUAUAGCAGGCCUGGUGGAUGUAGGCGAGACCUGGCAGUGUCCAGAGAGCCUGGCCACUGACGACCUGCAGGACCUCCAGAGGAGAGCUGUGCUGCCCGGCCUGCAGGGGAAAUAUCUGACAGUGCUGUCCAGCCCUCGCUGGCUGAAGGAGCCGCUGUUCUCGCGGGGACACAAGGAUUUGUGGACAGUAGAAAUCCCAAUCCGUCUACUCCCUGCCCCUCCCACUCCUGGGCCCUAGACCCUCUGCUUCCUCAUAUCAUUUUUAAAAUAUUUUCAGGACACACUGGAGUUUGCUGUCAGGAGUUUGUGUUUAACUGGGUGGUGGCUCAAUGUAGUUCUUGCCUGGGGAAGCCAGGGUCAGGACAAACUUAUGCCAUUUUUUAAAAGUCAGUGAGAUGUUGGCAGCAUAGUCUUUCUAUUUUUUCUUUGUGCCAGUGCAAGUUUUAAAUAAACCCAGAAUUUUCACCUCA
Messenger RNA from Lepisosteus oculatus (spotted gar), 1077 nucleotides. Its product is annotated as endothelium and lymphocyte associated ASCH domain 2. The record is from RefSeq and is a predicted model, not a curated record. Lineage: Eukaryota; Metazoa; Chordata; Actinopteri; Semionotiformes; Lepisosteidae.